AUGGAUACCAUCAAGAACACCGUUAACCAAGCUACCGAGAAGGUCCAGGAGGGUAUCUCUGGCACCAGCAAGGAGGCUAACAAGGAGGUCGCCAAGGACUCCAACGCCGGCAUUGGCACUCGUGCUUCCGCAGCCAAAGAUGCAGCCAGCGACAAGAUCGAUGAGAGCACUCAUGGAGCCAAGGGAGAGGCCUACAAGCAGAACCCAUAA
Messenger RNA from Fusarium redolens, 210 nucleotides. RefSeq names its product glucose-repressible protein Grg1. The transcript is spliced from 4 exons. Lineage: Eukaryota; Fungi; Ascomycota; Sordariomycetes; Hypocreales; Nectriaceae. The record is from RefSeq and is a predicted model, not a curated record. The coding region runs from base 1 to 210 and encodes 69 amino acids.